Daldinia decipiens is the source of this 763-nucleotide messenger RNA. RefSeq lists its product as uncharacterized. The record is from RefSeq and is a predicted model, not a curated record. The transcript has a single exon. The coding region runs from base 223 to 561 and encodes 112 amino acids. Lineage: Eukaryota; Fungi; Ascomycota; Sordariomycetes; Xylariales; Hypoxylaceae. Gene Ontology annotation, molecular function: oxidoreductase activity.
CAGCCACCUAUCUUAUCUACAUUCCGAGAUAUCUACUAGCAUGAGUAGACAGGAUUUACAACACAAUCCCGAUCAACAUCUUACUAGUGACACUCAUCGCUCAUAGACAAGCCCCUCCACCACAAAAAUAUUCAACUCACUUCAGUUUAUUAUUCUAUCAGAGAAAUGACAACUUAAAAAAGCCACAUAAAAAACCCCAAAUUUAUAUAUAUCACCGUCAUAAUGGUCUUCCGCGUAUACAUGCUCGCUGUCAAGGCCCCCGGCAUCACCCUUGAAGAAUUCAAAGACCACUGGGACAACAAGCACCUCAACCUGCUCAAGGAGAUCGCCGGCGACGCUUACCCCGACGUCCACGUCCACCGCUACCCAGAAAAGGUCCAGGGCCCUGCGGAAGCCCACUACGAUGGUAUAGGCUACCUAGAGUUCAAGGACAGGGCGGGAUUCUUGAGGUUGAAGGAGAUUGCGGAGAAGCCGGAGAACCAGGCAAGGUUGGACAAGGAUGAGAGGACAUUUUUGGACAAGACCAAGAUCCAAAUGUACGUGGUCGAUGAUGAGGAGUAAAGGAAAACCUGUAGUCUCCCGCAGAUACGAUGAAUUUCAAGGAAAUGAAUGUCAAAGAAAUGCACGAUGUAAUUUUCCCCUUCUUCUUGUGAAUCGUGCAUCGUACAUUCGGUAAAGUGAGAUAAAAAAUGUUCGGAGUUACUAAAGUUCUGAUAAUUUUGUAUUUCAGCACAGUGAUGUUCUAAGAAUUUCUAUAUUGAUG